Parasteatoda tepidariorum (common house spider) is the source of this 2587-nucleotide messenger RNA. RefSeq lists its product as uncharacterized. The record is from RefSeq and is a predicted model, not a curated record. Gene Ontology annotation, cellular component: nucleus. Gene Ontology annotation, biological process: regulation of transcription by RNA polymerase II; cell differentiation. Gene Ontology annotation, molecular function: DNA-binding transcription factor activity, RNA polymerase II-specific; sequence-specific DNA binding. NCBI's taxonomy places the organism in Eukaryota, Metazoa, Arthropoda, Arachnida, Araneae, Theridiidae.
UAAAAUGAGCUGAAUGGGGGUGUUGCAAACUUGCGGUAGAGGGCAGUCAAAAGAUCACCUUUUCUAAACCGAAUAAACAAACCAAUCGCGAGCCUGCUUUACGACUUUCCCCCCUCAGGGCUUCAUAGUGCAUUUGAGAGGGGUGCUUUAUUGAAAGGUCUUUUUUAUUGGUAGAAUGCCGGAAUUGACUUCAUUUUCUCUUCUUCGUACUCCCCUUAAUAUUCCUCCUCAUAUAUUGAUAUUCGAUUUUUAUCGCUUGACGUGGAUUGGAACUGUUUUGAGAAAAUGUGCUCUUUUUACUUUAAAAUUUAUUAGUGUUGAGGCACUUUAAUUUUACCUAAAAAUAAAAGUUAAUCAAACGGAAUAUAUUAAUACUUCUCGCAUGGAUUGAACAGUAUUUAUAAUAUUUUAUUACACAUCACCUGAAAUAUGGAAUCAUCCACGUAUUGCCAGAAUGAUAUUAGAAAUUAUGCAGCCCUUUUUUCAUCAACUGAAUUUACUGACUUUUAUUCCAGUUUUGAAAACUCUUUAAACAUGUUUCAAGAAUCUGACAGGACAUUUGAAAUCAACUCUCAAACUCAAGCAAUGGAGAAAAAGAAAUACGAUUUUACAAAUUACGAAAUUUCAAACAAUAGCAAUGACUUUGAACUUAAUAACUAUCCGCAAUACUUACCGCCUCUUACGAAUCAGAACUUUUUAAAAGAAAUAAACGCGGUUUCCCAGCGAUGCUUACCAUCAAACACAGAAACUGUCUUUACGAACUUGGACGAUUUUAACUUCGAAAAAGCCUCUCAUCCCUCAAUGAAAGAAAAUCAAUGGUCAAGAACAGUGGGCAGUCCGGAUUGUCAUCGAAAACGUGGACCACCUCCUCCUUAUCGACCUCUUCAUAAAGAACCGCCACCACCUUACGCAAUCACUCAAUCUUGGAUCGAUAGUUGCAAUAAUUUUAAAAACUCUAUUAGUGAUCAAGACAUGGAAAUAAUUAGUGAUGACUGGGCUACGGAGGUGCAAAAUUCUGACUUCUUUUCAUCGGAAAAUGAUUCCGAUUUCCACGGAAGCCGCAGCGAGACGCCCUCACCCUAUCUAACCGCAAAAUGGAAAGAUUCUAAAGCGGGUUUUUUAUCGUCGACCGUCGCCUAUGAUCCUACUUCGAAGUUGUCUUGGAAAACCCCACACUCAUUUGUGGAUGAGGCAAGCUCCGAUUCCGUUCGAGAACUCUCCCCGCCGUCCAAAAAAUAUUGCUAUAGCUCUGAAGAUGAGGGAUGGAACUAUAAAAAUAGCCAAAUUGUACAGCUUCCUAAAGAUCUCGUAGAAUGGAAUGAGAAACAUGUGUCACUCUGGUUGAAAUGGUUCUCCAGAACUUUUUACGACUACAAACCAGACUUGAAUCUUAUUCCCAGUGAUGGUGUUGCUCUCAACAAACUUACCCUGACCGACUUCAUAACUAUCACCGGUGAUUGGAAAGUGGCCAAUAUGUUAUGGGAUGAUAUUCUUCCUUACAAAAGAGAGUUAUUUGGAGGCGAGGAAAAAUCGUCAGGUGAAAAUGGAUUAUCUAGUCAAGAACAUUUAAAUACCAUAAAAGAUAGAAGAAAGGAUGAAAAUUUAAGUACCAUAAAAGAUCGAAUUUUGCAACGAUUUGUGACAGAAAAGAAAAAAGCAAAGAAUGAUAAUGGUGGACAAACUCCAUUAUGGCAAUUCCUGUUGGAGCUCCUUUCCAAACAAGAACAUUCUGAUAAAAUCGAAUGGGAAGGUGUGGACGGUACUUUUAAACUCAAGCUUCCAGAUGAUGUGGCAAAAAUGUGGGGACAAAAGAAAAAGAAAAAAGGCAUGACUUACGAAAAACUGAGUCGUUCCCUUCGCUAUUACUAUGACAAACAGAUCAUGAGCAAAGUGAACGGUAAACGAUUCUCUUACAAAUUCGAUCUGGAUGGUCUCAUUCGAGCAUAUCAUCCAACAGGUGUGAGUGAUUCGUGUUUUAUACAAGCAGAUGAUUUAAACUGUCCAUCUAGAAAUUUCCCCUUUACUGCUUUCAUAGUACAAAAAGACAUUCAAAAAAGCGAAGAUGAAGACAGUCCAGAGAGUGGCUUUUAAACUGAAAUAUUCCGAGCUUUGAGGAGUGCUCGCAGCGAGAUGUCCCUAGCAGCAAAAUAACUUGGGCUCUCAUUGGGCCUAUAUUCACGAAUCUUGGGUGAAUAAAGUUUCAAAGAGCCGUUAUUUUUCCAAUAUUGGGCUUAUAUAGAAUUGCCAGCUCCACCCGAUAUUUUAUAUCCAUUAUUUAGGCAAUGUAGGUUCGAUAUCGGCCAAUAUAUGCACCCUAUAUAGGCAAUUCUAGAACCAAUUUUAAAGAAUCCAGGCAUCCCAGUAUUGGUCCCUUGGUGCAUGUUCUUAUAGGACCUAUAUUGAGCCAAUUUUACACCCAACUGAGGCCAAGAUAAAAUUGUUGCUAGGGGUUCUUUUCGAUAAGUAUUUACUAACUUAUGUGUUUUUGGCAAGCGAUACAAGGUACAUUUGACAAAUACCGUUUGCCCAAGGUGCUUUUUAUCUUUAAUUUAUUCAAGUGUUUUUAAUAUAAAGUGCUUUUAAAUAA